Molecule: messenger RNA, 1425 nt
Organism: Blumeria graminis f. sp. triticale
Lineage: Eukaryota; Fungi; Ascomycota; Leotiomycetes; Helotiales; Erysiphaceae
Source: the annotation of a GenBank genome assembly
AUGGAGCCUCACGAACUAGCUAUCGCUGCACUCAGCCAGAUUGCUCGAAAUAAAGAUCUAUGUGAGAGGGCCAAGGGUAAUAUAUCUAAUGAAUCCUCCGAUUCUACUACUGGAACUUAUCCAACACGUCCCAUAUCCGAAUCUGGUAACCCCUCCUCUCGCUAUGAGAGGGAAGCGGAACCUUGUGAGCACUCUAGAACAGGAUUAAAAUCUAUGAAUCCCGAGGUCUUGCCACCAGUUGGAAGCCGCGUUGAAACAACUCAAGAUACGAGCCUAAUCGCUUCUCGACCCGAAAUAUCAGAAUUUCCGCGCCCAGCUGCUAGUAUUGAACCACAUCACUACGCUGUAGCCACGCCUACCGCUGUUGGCCAAAAAAGGACAGCCAACGGUCAAGUCAAACUAGACUCUCCUAUGUCACCAGAAUAUUCACAGGCUCAUCGGCACUCGCGAAAAAUCAGUACUGUCAGCAAUGCGUCUACAGCAAGUAGUUCAAGAAUAGGAGAGCUUACUGCCGAACUACGGACACGCUUAUCUUAUGCAAUGAUGAAGGUAAAUAAUGGAUGGCAAUCCAACUCUAUCGAUGAGGUAGAAUCGCUAGCAUCACAGAAAGGAUCGCCGACAUCUUCCACUUCCACCGUUCCAUAUCGAUCAAAUCUCCAUAAAUCUCCACGCGCUGCAAUCGCAAGUGUUCAGAGACGUAUCGGCAAAACUCAGGGACCAAUUCCCGAGUAUGAAAGUUAUUAUCGAUCUGAGCAGCCCACAAGGACUUAUGAAUCAUUUUGGCGCGACCACUCCGUACCUGAACGUACAGCUGCGAGUGACCGUACUAUUUCUCCGCCAGCUUCCCGAGCUCUAGCACCAUCGGCCGAUAUUCGUCCUGCAUAUCCGCAACGCUCCAAUACUUCAAGCAAAUGUAGCAAACCACCUCUACCACAUCCACCACCUGGCCCUAGCCAUACAUCACCUGGAGCAUACCAGGCAUCAGGCCCUCAAACACCUCAGCGUACGGUGCUUCGGGAUGCAUCUGCGAGAAAUCAGUCUACUCGUACAACAACCCAAGAGCAAGAUGCAAUUGAGACACUACUUUUCAUGAGUAGCCCUGGCAAUGUGAGUAGCCUCGGUCAUGCUCUUCCGCCGCCACGGCCACAAGCCUCACCACAACGGAGCCCACUACGCACAGAACUUCACAUUCAACCAAAAGAAGCGUCCAAUCGACGCUGUGCAUAUAGUGUUGUCUUUGGACAGAACACUAAUGUGACAACUGAGCAUGGCUCUCGGCCACAAUCAAGCACAGUACCACUUGAUCAAGAGCAAAGUACCGUCAUUGAUCGUCUACUCGAUGAGAUGGGCGAAUCAAGCAGUGAUGAAGACGAUAUGGUGAUGAAAUAUCCAAGUCCACGUAGAGUGGCGGCCGGAAGGGUAUAG